Phyllostomus hastatus (greater spear-nosed bat) is the source of this 949-nucleotide messenger RNA. It is a transcript of the gene SMPX, whose product is annotated as small muscle protein X-linked. Lineage: Eukaryota; Metazoa; Chordata; Mammalia; Chiroptera; Phyllostomidae. The transcript is spliced from 5 exons. Bases 245 to 505 code for a protein of 86 amino acids. Gene Ontology annotation, cellular component: muscle tendon junction; costamere; M band. The record is from RefSeq and is a predicted model, not a curated record.
ACACUUAGCCUUAAACUGAGUUCCCCUCCAGCCCACAGCCGGGAGCAGCUCUCAAUCCCGGGUGAGGCACCGAACACUUGAGCUAUUUCAGCCACAUGCAAAGCAUCAGAAUCGAGAUCGCAGCUCAGAGGACACCGGGCAUCCCUUUCACCUUCUAAGGAACCUUGUAUUCUUGUACCAGGCUGCCUGGGACUUUUCUUGGGCAGUAAACAAAUACACAAAGCAGGGGUAAGACUGCGUGAAUAUGUCGAAACAGCCAGUUUCCAAUGUCAGAGCCAUCCAGGCAAAUAUCAAUAUCCCAAUGGGAGCCUUUCGGCCAGGAGCUGGGCAACCCCCCAGAAGAAAAGAAUGUACCCCAGAAACAGAGGAGGGUGCUCCUCCCACCUCAGAUGAGGAGAAGAAGACAAUUCCAGGAGCGAAGAAACUUCCAGGACCUGCAGUCAACCUGUCGGAGAUCCAGAAUAUUAAAAGUGAACUGAAAUAUGUCCCCAAAGCUGAACAGUAGUUGGAAGGAAAAAGGCUUGAUGUGAAGAAUUGAAGAGGAAGACAAUGGAUUAAAAAGAAAAUAGCUCACUAAAAAUUUUAUAUAUUUGUAUGAAGAUUAUGAACCUCCUGAAUGCCCCAGACUCUAGCAGAAAUGUCCUGUUUGUACAUUUAUAUCUCUUCCUUCUAGUGGCUGCCCUUCUUACUUUAAUUUAUCUUCAUGUUUGGCACCUUGUAGAACAGAUAGUUCAAGAAUUCAUGUCUUGGAAGGUUUAGUUUUGAGAAGGGAUAUGAUUUUAUGAAGAGGGAUAUGGCAAUAUGCAUAAAAGUGAUUUUGGAAGCUCUCUAAGCUACUUCCCGCACUAUUUUGGUCAUUAUUUGGAAUGCAUUUUAGCUCUUCACCUUCUAAAUUAUGUCAAUAAACUUUUUAUGAGUUCAAAUAAAUAUGCAAGUAAAUGUAAAAUAU